AUGAGCGAAGAGGAGCAGGAGCGGCUGCGCUCCCUCUUUCGCGCCUACGACGUGGACAACUCAGGCAGCAUCGAGAGGAACGAGUUUCUCACCAUCUGCGCCGAGCUGCAGGUCCCUGCCGCCGAGGCUGACCGGAUAUUUGACCGACUGGACGUGGACGGGAACGGUACCGUCACCCUGCAGGAGUUCAUCAUCGGCUUCAACGACAGAUACGGAGAGGAGAUGGAGUCAGACGGAGGAGACGUGUCCGUGGCCUGGGAGAACUUCGAGAACAGGAUGGGCGAGCAGGCCAAGUACAUCCCCAGGCAUGAACAAGCAGCAACAUUGUACCAGAACAUCAGCCUGACGGAGCCCAGGCUGAUCCCUCAGCUGGAGAAAGUCAUCAUGAACUUCACUAAAGAGAUCAAACAGCAGACCUCAGAGAUGGAGAACCUCGCCCUCGCCAUUAAACGAGCGCAGGACCAGGCCUCCAUGCAGCUCAGUGAGAUGGAGGAGGAGAUGGACCAACGGAUUCACGUUGCUGAGAGAAAAACACGAGAGCAGGAGAAGAAGAAAACCGAGGCAGCGUUGAGUGAGAUGCAGAGAGGCUUUGAAACUGAAAUAUGCGAGCUGCAGUGUAAGAUCCAGAGGAUGCAGAUGAUUGAAGAGAAGUACAAAACCAUCACAGUGAAAGACGAGAGCCCAGCUCUGAGGAAGAAAAUCAACGAGCUAACACUGGAGAACCAGAAGAUAAAACAGGAGCUGAUGAAAUCUCAGACCACAGUGGCCUGUCUGCGCAGUGAGAUGGACACGCUACAGACAGAACUAACGGACCAGAGCCUCAGCACUGAAUCACAUGAGGAGCUCAUGAGAAACUUCUCUGAUGAACGAGACGAGCUGGAGAGUCAGAUAGAGAUCCUGCAAUCAGCCAACAGAAAACUCCAUGACAGUAAUGAUGGCCUGAGGGCUGCACUGGAAAGGCUCUCAAGGGCUGGCAACGGAACACCACAAGGAGACGCGAAGAACAGAAACAGAAGUAAAAGCAUCUGCUACACAUCAUCACAUGCAUUAAUUGAAAGAAUGGAAAGGUUCUGCCCACGGAUGGAGGAAGAUAUGCCUCCUCUGUUCACCCGCCGGCCCAGCUGUGACACUAUGGCGUUGGCCAUGUGCGACCCCGGCCUGAGGCGCAAACACAGCAGUGAGUGUGAGGAGGACAGCCUCCCUGAGAUCUACGUGGACAGCGGCUUGUCCACGCUCAGAAGCUCACACGAAGGCUACGACUCAGAGCCCGAGGUCAAAGAAGAAGUAUACAGAAGGAGUCCAGAAGUAGAGGAAGAGGAGGAAGAAGUGAGGGUGGAGAUUAAAAAGGAGGAGGUGAAAAUGAACAGCACAAUGAGGGAAACCUGCGAGGCUGAGCCAGUGGAGACACAGGAUGCUGAAUCAGCAAUUGGCUCAGACAGCAGCUCUAUUUUGGACUGGAAGCCAGCUGAAGUCCUGAGUGUAGCUGAUCCUCCAGCUCCAACCAAACGAAAACCCCUCAGUGCCAUCAGUGUUCGGAAGGAGGAAAAGGACAGCACUGACCUGGGCUACAUGACGUCAGAGAAAGCCUAUAGGAUUGUCUUGGCUGGAGACGCUGCGGUGGGAAAAUCCAGCUUCCUGCUCCGCCUCUGCAAGAACGAGUUCAAGUUAAACACCAGCUCAACACUGGGAGUGGAUUUCCAGAUGAAGACUCUUGUUGUGGAUGGAGAAGCGGUUUUACUACAACUAUGGGAUACUGCUGGACAGGAGAGGUUUCGCAGUAUUGCAAAGUCUUAUUUCCGCCGGGCGGAUGGCGUGCUGCUGCUGUAUGACGUCACUUGUGAGAAGAGCUUCCUGAACGUUAGAGAGUGGGUCGACAUGAUUGAGGAUUUGUCCCAUGAGGAUAUUCCCAUCAUGCUCGUUGGUAAUAAGUCUGAUCUAAGAAGAGAAGGUGUUACCUGUGUUCCUACCAGCUAUGGAGAGAAACUGGCCAUGACCUACAACACUCUGUUCUGUGAAACGAGCGCUAAAGACGGUUCCAACACUGUGGAGGCUGUGCUGCACCUGGCAAGACAGGUAAUCAAACAGGAUACUUUCAAUGACCACAGUCACUUUCAGAAGCUGCCCAGCUUAGAUGCUCCAAGGAAAAAACCAAACUUCGCCUGCUGCAACUGAUCAAAUUUGUCAGAACAGGACACCGACAUUGUCUUCAUGUAAACUCAGCACAAGUGGAAAAAGGACUACACAUGAAGAAACCUGACAAAAGAAACUAAAAUCCCUGCAGAAAAAAAAAUCAACAUGGCAAUACCAAAUGAAAAUGUUGGGACCACAGCAGAACAAGUCUUCAGGAGCUCCAUUUCUCUGUUUAUCAAGGUUAUUUAAACAUGUGUUUCUGCUACUUUGUAUUUAUGAGACUGUCUAGCAUGGGCUUUUCUAAUGCUAUCAUACA
Molecule: messenger RNA, 2446 nt
Organism: Cheilinus undulatus (humphead wrasse)
Lineage: Eukaryota; Metazoa; Chordata; Actinopteri; Labriformes; Labridae
Gene: rasef
Product: RAS and EF-hand domain containing
Exons: 17
Coding region: 1-2172 (723 amino acids)
Molecular function (GO): GTP binding; calcium ion binding; GTPase activity
Source: RefSeq, a predicted model, not a curated record